AUGUAUCCGGCCGCAACGUCAUCGCAAUCGAUGCUGCUUCCUAGGAGCAGUUUAGGGCCACCGAUAGUUCCUUUUGCUCCCAAGUGUGAACUGGAACUGAGUUUAAAUUUUUCCUCACCGGAAGAAAGUGAAACAGCUGCAGCUGCAGCCAGUGUUUGUGCCUUGAGUUACCUUCCGGUUGAUUCGGUGUCGAAAGCCUAUGCCGUGGAAGAAAUUUGCCAAAAGACAGCUCUGCCCAGUGGAAGAAGGAUUAUGAUUAGGAAAUCCAGCUCGACUGGACUGCUGACUCCAAACGAAGCGGACAGUGUGAUGAAGAGCUGCAAUUGGAUUCGGUCGAUUAAGCUGGCUAGUGAUGUGAGAAGUUACAAUGCAGUUCUGGAGUUGAAUGCGAACCAGUUGAUCAGGCUUCGGCUGAUCAAGGACGUGAACGGAGAAGAGGAGCUGAAGCUGUGGUUCUCCGAGGAUGUCGGCGCACAUAUGCAAAUUCCCUUCCUGACGCCAGUGAAUAUUCAGCGUCAAAACUGCUACGUGUGCCAUAUCUGCGGAAAAUCCUACGAAUACCCGAACCCGCUUAAAAUUCACAUAGCCACAGACUGCAGCCAGCAGUCGAUGACCGUCCUGUGGCAGCGUCUCCUUCACAGCAUCUCCCGCUACAACUUCGCAACCGGUUGUGAAUUUCAACCGUGGCGAAGCUCGGCCUUCCGUCCGGUACUCAACACCCACGCUAUGAAAGUGGAACUAUCCCCGCCUCAUCCUCCACCGCCCCCGCCGCAGAACAAAUCACCCCUUUUGGAGCAACCUUCACUGCACCAUCACCACCACCACCAUCACCACCCGCACAGUCCACUGGUCGACGAUUCCACCAUGGUGACGGCUGCGCAUCUAGAAACGAUCGUCAGCAACAUGGGCUCCUCGAAGCAAGGUCACAUCUGCAUCUACUGCGGGAAACUGUAUUCCCGCAAGUAUGGAUUGAAGAUACACAUCCGAACGCACACGGGGUUCAAACCGCUCAAGUGUCAGUACUGCUUAAGGCCUUUCGGUGAUCCGAGCAAUUUGAACAAGCACAUUCGAUUACACCGGCAGCACGAUAGCUCACUGUAUGAGUGUAAUUUGUGCGGAAAAAAACUGGCCAGGCGGAGGGAUUUGCAAAGACAUCUUCAGUCCCGACACAACAGCAAUCAGGUGAUUGAGAGUUCGACUUCCGAGGAGGAGGAAGAAGUUACAUGA
Ochlerotatus camptorhynchus is the source of this 1227-nucleotide messenger RNA. RefSeq names its product PR/SET domain 13 (gene Prdm13). Lineage: Eukaryota; Metazoa; Arthropoda; Insecta; Diptera; Culicidae. Bases 1 to 1227 code for a protein of 408 amino acids. Gene Ontology annotation, cellular component: nucleus. The transcript has 2 exons. Gene Ontology annotation, biological process: regulation of gene expression. The record is from RefSeq and is a predicted model, not a curated record.